UUAAUGUGUGUGUGUGUGUGUGUGUGAGUGAAUGAGUGUGUAUGUGUAUGUGUAUGUGUGUAUAUGUGUACGCAUGUGUGUGUAUGUGUGUAUGAUUGGGCUCCCGUAAACUUAUAUAAAACGAGAGAUAAAUCUGAAAUUUUAAAUAUACUUCGAGCCUUCAGUAAUGGAGAUCAUUGAUAUCACAAUACACUUAAAUACACAAAAAGAAAAUAGAAGUACAUAAAUAAAUAACUAAACAAGAUCGACUUGAAAGACUCUAUUAUAUGUACUUUUGAACAAUCUGAAUCAACCAGUAGAGUUACUCUACUGAAAUCGAUUAGCAGUAAGCAGUCUAAAUUAAUCGAAGGUAUGAAAAUAUUUCCUUUAUAGCAAGUGCAGGCAUGUGUGGUAUGAAGUUUGCUUUCCAGUCACAUGGUUCAGGGUUCAGUCCCACUGCGUGAAACCUUGGUUUUGAAAUAUGGACAAUCUGAAUUUGCAAUUUGUUCCUGUUUAUAAUUUCAAAAUAAUUUCCUGACGAAAAAAGUGUGAUAUAAAGGAGUUUCAGCUGUUGUUUCUAGCACUUCCCACGACCACCUGGAGCUGAAAAAAAAAAGUUGAUCGAAGUUUUCAGUUGCGACACGUAUACGGAUUUUACUACGAUCGGAGGUUAAGAAUGAUAAACGGAAAGCCAGUCACCGCUAUCAAUGGUUACAGCGGUGGCGGAGCUGUUGCUGGUUUUGGUCAAGCAGACGGAAGCGAUGGAGACAAUGAUUCUUCGGAACCGAUUAAACUAAAGAAAGAACUUGGACUUCUCCAUGGCUGUACCUUCAUUAUUGGAAUUGUUGUUGGCUCCGGCAUCUUCGUUUCACCGAAAGGUGUAUUACUCGAAGCCGGUUCGCCUGGUUUAUCUGUUAUAGUAUGGACAAUGUGCGGUAUGAUGGCAUUGGUUGGAGCCAUGUGCUAUGCAGAACUAGGCACGUGUAUUCCCGACUCCGGAGCCGAUUACGCUUACAUCAAAGAAAUCUACGGAGGACUGCCGGCUUUCCUUUAUCUUUGGGUUGCAAACGUUAUCAUUAUACCGACUGGUAAUGCUAUCACAGCAUUUACUUUUGCCAGUUAUAUACUGAAUCCAUUAUUUCCCGAUUGCGGUCCUCCGAAAAUUGCUGUGACUGUAUUGGGCGCAACGUGUGUAGCAUUCAUAGUCUUCAUCAACUGUGCAAACGUAAGGUGGGCUGCCAGGGUGCAGGGAAUUUUCACAGCAACCAAAAUAUUUGCUUUACUUAUUGUUAUUGUUGUUGGAUUUUAUACAUUAAUAUCAGGGAAAAGUGAGACAUGGAAGCGUCCAUUUGAAAAUACAAACAAAGAUAUUGGACACAUAGCACUCUCAUUUUAUGCUGGCUUGUAUUCCUACUCAGGGUGGAACUUCCUUAAUUUUGUAACAGAAGAACUGAAAGACCCUUAUAAAAACCUGCCACGUGCCAUUUGGAUCUCCCUCCCCAUUAUAACAUCUGUGUAUGUAUUUGCAAACAUCGCAUACUUUGCUGUAUUGACUCCAUUGGAGUUGAAAGAGUCGGAAGCAGUUGCUGUGACAUUCGCAGACAAAACACUGGGAGUUAUGGCCUGGAUUAUGCCUCUGUUUGUUUCCUGUUCAACAUUUGGUGGUUUAAAUGGUGCUAUCUUUGCUGGCUCCAGGCUUUGUUUUGUUGGAGCCCGUGCUAAACAUUUUCCAGAAUUUCUAGCAAUGAUUAAUAUCAAAUAUUUCACACCAAUGCCUGCACUAAUGUUUGGUGGUUUGAUGGCGGUUACAUACCUCUGCAUAGGUAAUAUCUACAAACUAAUCAAUUACAUGGCAUUUGUAGAAGCAAUCUUCUUUGGAAUAACGAUUUCUGGUCUUCUAUAUCUUAGAAAAACUAAGCCAAAUAUGAAAAGACCUAUUAAAGUCCAUAUAUGUUUUCCAAUUUUCUAUCUUUGCAUUUUGAUAUUUCUUACUGUGAUGUCUUUGACUUCAAACCCACGGGAAUGUUUCGUGGGUAUCAUUGUUGUCUGUACUGGAAUUCCUAUAUAUUGUUUUGGCGUGAUGUGGAAACGAAAACCAAAAGUAAUCAGAAAUGCUUUGAGUAAGAUUACAAUAUUAAUACAGAAGUGUACAUUGGCUAUGCCACAACAAGACCAUUUUGAAUAAACAGACAUUCUUCCAUAGGAAAGAUGAAUCUCACCAUGUAAAUUCUAAGCAAUUUGUGCUUUUUUGACAGAAGAAAUUUUGAAAAGAAAAAAAAAAAACAGUAAACAAAAACAUGUAUUAAGAAUAAACUAAAGACAAUAACAGAUUGAGUUUGUUGUCGGGUUCAAGAUCCAGAUAUUUUGAGACAUGCUACUGUUUGUUGCCUUAUAUUUACUGAAGUCUUGAGUGAGGAACCCCAAGAGUAUGGUACUGUCAGGGAAAAGAGUAUUGCUAGUUAAUUGUUGCAGUUGUCAACUGCACUUAUUAACCAUUUGGAGCAAGGAAAUGGAGAAAGAGAAAAUGAAAAAGCAGGUAGCUUUUCAAAGAAGUAAAAUAGGAGAAAUGCAUAGACUAAGUUAAAAAUCUAAACAGUUUAUACUGAAUAUAGAAUGUCUAAGAGCAAAACAACUGCAGAAAGAUAUUUCUUAUGUGUGUGUAUGUGUAUAUGUGUGUAUAUACAUGUAUGAGUUAGUGUGUCUACAUAUAUAUUAUUAUAUAUAUGUGUGUGAGGGUGCAUGCAUAUGAAUGUAUAAAUAUAAAUAUAUAUAUAUAUGUAUGUGUAGAUAUAUAUAAAUAUAUAAGAAUAUAUAUAGAUAUAUAUAUUUGUAUAGAUAGAUAUAUACACAUACAUAUAUAUAUAUAUAUAUAUAUAUAUAUAUAUAUAUAUAUAUAUAUAUAUAUAAAUCUGUGUAAAUGUGUGUGUAUGGAGAUAUAUAUAUGUAGAUAUUAUGUGUAUGUGUAUUUAUGAAUGUGUCUAUAUACACAUGCACACUUACACACACACAAUAACGCACAAAUAUUUUUUUCUAUUUUUAUGUAUUACGGCCAUACUUUUUUUCUUAAAACCCAGUUGUCAUCCUGGCUUUUCUUUUCUUUUACUAUAUUAAAUUUGUGUUAAUGAU
Octopus bimaculoides (California two-spot octopus) is the source of this 3105-nucleotide messenger RNA. Its product is annotated as large neutral amino acids transporter small subunit 2. Gene Ontology annotation, cellular component: membrane. The record is from RefSeq and is a predicted model, not a curated record. Gene Ontology annotation, molecular function: L-amino acid transmembrane transporter activity. Lineage: Eukaryota; Metazoa; Mollusca; Cephalopoda; Octopoda; Octopodidae. Gene Ontology annotation, biological process: amino acid transmembrane transport.